Messenger RNA from Cherax quadricarinatus, 3314 nucleotides. It is a transcript of the gene p24-1, whose product is annotated as transmembrane emp24 domain-containing protein. NCBI's taxonomy places the organism in Eukaryota, Metazoa, Arthropoda, Malacostraca, Decapoda, Parastacidae. The record is from RefSeq and is a predicted model, not a curated record. Gene Ontology annotation, cellular component: Golgi apparatus; COPII-coated ER to Golgi transport vesicle; endoplasmic reticulum-Golgi intermediate compartment. Gene Ontology annotation, biological process: endoplasmic reticulum to Golgi vesicle-mediated transport; Golgi organization; intracellular protein transport.
CUCCCACGGCCUCAGAGGAGCUCUGUGAUUGGUGAAGACCUCUGAGUGAGCUACGGACUCUGAAUUCUGCAGAUCCACUGAACACGCACUAUAUUUUGUUUCCGGCCACGUAUUUUAGCAGAAGACGCGGCGAGCCUGUCAAAAAGUACCGUCCUGGCGCAUUACCUAGCCACUUUACCCGGCCAAGAGGGAGAUAACUAUGUGCAGCUGAUGCCCUGGGAGUGAGGAGGGCGCCCGUGAAGCACACAAGAUGGAGAUAGUGUGGUUAACUAUGGUGGUAGUGAUGGCUAGCUGGCUGCCUCCCACCGCUGCGGUUGAACUAACGUUUGAACUCCCCGAUAAUGCUAAAGAAUGUUUUUACGAGGAAAUUGAGAAGGGGACAGAGUCGACGCUUGAGUUCCAGGUAGUGACCGGCGGCCACUAUGACGUGGACGUUGUUUUGGAGGGACCAUCACGGCAGAUUCUGUACCGUGAAAUGAAACAGCAAUACGGCCAGUUUCAAUUUACUCCAGAAAUCUCGGGCACCUACCAGGUGUGCUUCAGUAAUGAGUUUUCAACGUUUAGUCACAAACUCAUAUACGUAGAUUUUCAAGUUGGUGAUGAGCCUCGGUUACCUGGUGUGGGAGAACAAUUUACUGCUAUGACUCAGAUGGAGUCCUCAUCACAAAAGAUUCACGAGGACCUAAACUCUGUCAUAGAUUACCAAACUCAUCACCGCUUACGUGAAGCUCAAGGUCGCAAGAGUGCAGAAGAUCUCAAUGAACGUGUUCUCUUCUGGGCAGUUGGGGAGACUUUAGGAAUUCUUGUUAUUGCUGUUGGUCAGGUGAUGGUUUUGAAGAAUUUCUUUGCGGACAAGAAGACAAAUCAAGCUGCCUAUUGAACUCUGUUGAAUCCACUAGAACAGCAACGUACUUCUCAAGGACAAACAUGCCAGCUACAGAUUAAAUAUUUUGCAACAUUAUUCUGACUUAACACAGGUAUGCCAUAGCUACCUAUUCAGAGUAAAUUAUAAAAAGGAUCGAAAUAUAAUUACAUUUAAGUUUAAAUUGCCUGCAUGAAUUUGCAUAUUGGUAUCCAUGUUACUUUUUUUUAAAGUUCAGUUAGAUUCACCCUUUCUAUAAGCUUCUCCUAUGUUGCCCUAGAAACCUAACCCUAAGUAUCUGUACUUAUCAUGUUUACCACACUUUCCAUACUACUCCAUUUUAAAUAGAUUUUCAUGCCAAUAUUUCUUUGGGAUUCAUAAGUGAAUGCAUUAACCUGAGAGUAAACAUUUAAGAACUGUGAAGGUAAUUUUUUUUUCUUCUAUGAUUUUGAGUAGGAAUGUCACAGUUCAAAAAAAAUACAAAUUUUUAUUAGUGUGAAAAUCUCUGUGGGGUUCUCUUUUCACAAUAGAAACUAGUUACCACAAAUGUAUAUCUGGGCAUGUAGCUAAAAAUAGUGAUGUAAGCACAUGGGAUUACAUCGCUGACACCUGUGACGUCCGACCAUUGUUAUGUCAAACAUCAUGGCGACGUAUACCUACAGAAGACUAACAAUAAUCUUGGCUAAUAGAACUACUUAAUUUAUGUAGUGGUAAUUUGUAAAUUUAUUACAGUACUGUCAUUUCUUUUUAAUCCUGUAUACUGAAAAAAAAAAAAUUGAAUACCUGUUGAUCUUUGAGAAGAUGUAAAUUUUAAGGAUAAUUUGGUAAAACAGAUUUUUCUGCCUGCCAGUAAUAAUUUAUAGACUGUUAUUAAAUAAUAACAAAGUAGGAAAACUGCUCUCUGGAACCUACAAAGUACCAAGACAUUCAACUUCUCAACUAUACGAUAAUAUGCAGAUAAAUUUCGCUAAAAAUAAUUUUACCAAAAAAAUCUUGACAAGCUCUGCCAACCAGGUGUAAAAGCAGGUACACUUUUGAUGUUACUAACCUCUAAAUAUUUCUCGUUAAUUAAGCCAUUGAAAUUUUUGUUUACCUGUUAGUAACUAAAUAUGAAAUAAAUUUAUCAAAGUUUGAAGUGCUCAGUUUAAGAAUUAAAUUUACACAUUACCAUUAAAAAUUAGAUUGGUUCCAUUAAGUGAAAAUGCCAUUAGUCUUCUAAAGUAAUGUGUGAGCUUAUGCUAAACUUGAAAUUACUUUUCUAAAUCUGUGGCAAUGAGUGGCUAGAUCUGAUGCUAUUAUGCUGCACAUUUAUGGGACAUUUUCUCCCCAGAAAUCAGUGAUUAGAUUAACAUGUAUUAAAAUAAGUGGGCAGGCAUUUAUCAAAGAAUUUAUUCUGAAAAUGUCAGUGAUCCUCUUGAAUUUUAUUUGAAAUGAUGAUGCAAUUAGCAAUCGUGCGAGGCAGUUAGUUAAAGAUCAGUUGCAUCAACUGUUGCUGUAAGCCACUAUUGCUAACAUGGCCUCUCUCUGGGUUUGCUAUUGUAAAUCAUUUACUGAUUAUGUAUUGACAACUGUCAGCUUCCAUCACCUUUUGGUUUAAGAAUAUUGAUUAUUCUUGUAUUUGUUGGGAAGAGCUGAACUUACAAGGGUCGUACAGCAUCUGGGGAAUGGAAAGUAAUCUGGUUUGGUCCAGGAAAGGGGAGAGUAGCUGCAGUUCCUUGGAUCAACAGCCCAGCAUCAUGGCAUUUCUCCCUUGAAAGGUUUAAACCUUUCAAGGGGAAAAGCUUUAAAUUGUGAGAAUGAAAGACAUUUCUGGUUUACCUUUGUAUUUAAGGAAAGUGGGUUUGCAAGCUUCGAAGGUUGAAAGAUACCUUCUAGAUUAUUAUAAAGUUAAAGAAUAUAUAGUUUUGGCUGAGCGAGUGAUCUGUAAAUAUGGAAACUUGUUAUAUUUGAAUGGCAGAUUUAAUUUAAAUGCAAGUCAAAGUUGUAUUGUACUAACAUUUACUUCGUGAUUCUAAGAUUUGGAAGCUAUUUACAGUAUGUUGAUGUACAAGUGAUGUGACUAAUUUUACUAUAGCCAAGUAAAUUUACCAUAGGAUGGAAGAUCUUCAGAAAACUUACUUUGUAUUUACGUAUACCAGCAAAGAAUUGUGAAAGAAGUGUACACAGUUUAGAACAUUUCUUAAAGGAAUGUUUUGCCAAAAGUGGCUUAAUCAGUCCUCAGACUUAUGAAGCCACUUGUGAAAAAUUCACUUUAAUAUUUGUCCUGAAUUGUACACAAGUGUCCUUUUCCACAGUUUGCUAGUAUCAGCAUACCAUUUACAACCUGUAAAGAAUUGUAUCAAACAUUCUGGCAUAAAAUAUAAUUGUAAAAAAAUAAUGUAUGACUUUGUGUGGCUUAGUGUGAUACAUUAUCAUUUUGUAUGUAAUGUAAUAAAAUAUUAGUUUAAAAUUU